Molecule: messenger RNA, 2022 nt
Organism: Choloepus didactylus (southern two-toed sloth)
Lineage: Eukaryota; Metazoa; Chordata; Mammalia; Pilosa; Megalonychidae
Gene: SNAI2
Product: snail family transcriptional repressor 2
Exons: 3
Coding region: 182-988 (268 amino acids)
Biological process (GO): regulation of DNA-templated transcription
Molecular function (GO): RNA polymerase II cis-regulatory region sequence-specific DNA binding; DNA-binding transcription factor activity, RNA polymerase II-specific
Source: RefSeq, a predicted model, not a curated record
CCCAGCGAAAACGGGUCCAGUGUGUGAAGGAGCCGGGCCACUUCAGAGGCUCUGGCUCCCUCCCGCCCGCCGCACCUGAGCGGCCCUCCUCGGCCGCCGCGAUGCUGUAGGGACCAUCCAGUGCUAAGUCGGACCGUUAUCCGAGAAGGGAGCCACUCGGACCGCCUGACCUGCCUGCAAGAUGCCGCGCUCCUUCCUGGUCAAGAAGCAUUUCAAUGCCUCCAAAAAGCCAAAUUACAGCGAGCUAGACACACACACAGUGAUCAUUUCCCCAUACCUCUAUGAGAGUUACCCCAUGUCUGUCAUCCCGCAACCAGAGGUCCUCAGCUCGGGAGCCUACAACCCCAUCGCCGUGUGGACCGCCACAGCUCCGUUCCACUCCCCGCUACCCAGUGACCUCUCUCCUCUUUCUGGAUACCCCUCCUCCCUGGGGCGCAUGAGCCCCCCUCCUCCAUCUGACACCUCAUCCAAGGACCACAGUGGCUCAGAAAGCCCCAUUAGCGACGAAGAGGAGCGAAUACAAUCCAAGCUUUCAGACCCGCAUGCCAUCGAAGCUGAAAAGUUUCAGUGCAAUUUAUGCAAUAAGACCUACUCAACUUUUUCUGGGCUGGCCAAGCACAAGCAGCUGCACUGCGAUGCCCAGUCUAGGAAAUCUUUCAGCUGUAAAUACUGUGACAAGGAAUAUGUGAGCCUCGGCGCCCUGAAGAUGCACAUUCGGACACACACGUUACCUUGUGUCUGCAAGAUCUGUGGCAAGGCAUUUUCUAGACCCUGGUUACUUCAGGGACACAUUAGAACUCACACUGGGGAGAAGCCUUUUUCUUGUCCUCACUGCAACAGGGCGUUUGCGGACAGGUCGAAUCUGAGGGCUCAUCUGCAGACCCAUUCUGACGUAAAGAAGUACCAGUGCAAAAACUGCUCCAAAACCUUCUCCAGAAUGUCUCUGCUGCACAAGCAUGAGGAAUCUGGCUGCUGCGUGGCGCACUGAGGGACGCCAACUGUGUUUACUCAAACAGAAUCCAUGUCUUCACUCCAAUUCCAAAUGACAAAUGAAAAUCCAAAGGCAUUUUCUCUUGUGCGUACCAACCAAAUCUCACACACACGCACACACACUAAAAGCUGGAAAAGCAUGGAAUCCAUGUGUUUAAAGUUAAUCCUUUCCAUGUGAAGCUUAAAAUUACUCUGUCCUUACUGACAGCUAGAUUGAAAGGGUAAAAGACAAGGACCUUUCUUCCCAAAGAUGAAGCAAAAAGCACACUGCAUCUUUUUCUUUUUUUUUACUAAGAAAGAAUGCAAAGAUUUACAUUGCUGCCAAAUCACUUCAACUGAAAAGAACAGUAUUGCUUUAUAAUAGCGUUAUAAUAGAAUUUCCUAUAGGAAGAGAAUCUGCCAGACUAUCUCAGGUGCCUUAUAAAAUAUUCCAAGUUUACUUUAUUUGAUUUCUGACGUCUGGUUGCCAUUGUUAAACUAAGGCCUUUUGGAUGAACUGUAAGGCUUUAAACUGUAUUUUUAAGAUAGAGGAGAAACAAAAACCAAUAACAAAACACAGGAGAGUGUGUUAAAAGUGUUUUUUGUUUGUUUGUUUGUUUUUUGCCAGUAACCAGUAUGUGCCUUGGGGGAGGAUGGAAAGACCAGCUUGGAACGUUCCUGGUGCACGCUUGAUCCAUGUCAUACUUUUUAAAGGAAUUUUAAAUGAUUUUUCUAAAGUUAAUUAAAAAUGGGAAUAAGUGCAAGAAGGAUUCUUAAGAAUUGAGUAAUUUACAUAAAAUAUUUUAAAUGCAUAUGACAGAUGCAAUACAUACAACAGUACCCCUUCCAAGUGCCUUUUAAUAAUUAAUUGUAUAGAUGAUGAGUCAAUGUAAAUUUGCGUUUAUUUUUGUAUGACUGAAUGAGUUUUGUAUGGAUGUCAGAUGUUGUCUAUAGCUAUGCCUAUGAACAACCAGAAGAUUUGUGAAAUCAAUAUUUCUUUUUUAAAAACAAUUUUUCAAGGUCCUUUUUUACAAUAAACAUUUUUGAUUUAAA